Messenger RNA from Heteronotia binoei (common prickly gecko), 1526 nucleotides. Its product is annotated as carboxypeptidase A2-like. Bases 19 to 1278 code for a protein of 419 amino acids. Lineage: Eukaryota; Metazoa; Chordata; Lepidosauria; Squamata; Gekkonidae. The transcript has 11 exons. Gene Ontology annotation, molecular function: metallocarboxypeptidase activity; zinc ion binding. The record is from RefSeq and is a predicted model, not a curated record. Gene Ontology annotation, biological process: proteolysis.
CUGGCCCAGUCUAAGGACAUGAGGUGGAUUCUGCUUUUUGGAGCCCUUGUCGGGGUUGCAUGGGCCGUGCAAACAUUUGCCGGCGACCAAGUCCUCCGGGUCGAGCCUUGCAACGCUGAACAGGUCGCCCUACUGAAGCAGCUGGAAACGCAAGAAUCUCUCCAGCUUGAUUUCUGGCACUUCCCUUCCUACCCCAAUCGCUCAGCGGAUGUCCAAGUCCCUUUCACUUGUCUCCAAGCCAUCAAAGUCUUCCUGGAGACCCAUUGCAUCAAGUAUUCCAUCCUCAUCGAAGAUGUCCAGGCAAUGGUGGAUGAGGAAACCCGAGAGAUGGAGCUCAAUCAGCGGCGUGAACGCAGCCGGAGCAGUUUCAACUUCGCUGCUUAUCACCCCUUAGAAUCUAUUUAUAAAGCAAUGGAUAAUGUAGCGGCCCAGCAUCCCCAGCUCGUGAGCAAAGUCCAGAUUGGAGAGUCCUAUGAGAAGAGGCCCCUCAACGUUCUGAAGUUCAGCACUGGGGGGACCAAUCGUCCAGCAAUCUGGAUCGACGCUGGAAUUCACGCUCGAGAAUGGGUCACCCAAGCCACAGCUCUCUGGACUGCAAAUAAGAUUGCCUCUGACUAUGGGAACGAUCCGGUCUUAACCUCCGUGUUGGACUGCAUGGAUAUUUUCCUGUUGCCUGUGGCCAAUCCCGACGGCUACGUCUUCACUCAUACCAAAAACCGCAUGUGGCGGAAGACCCGGUCCCAGGUUCCCGGCAGCAGCUGCGUCGGAGUGGACCCCAACAGAAACUGGGACGCUGGCUUUGGAGGCCCCGGAGCCAGCAGCAACCCCUGUUCCGACUCCUACCACGGGCCCAGCGCCAACUCCGAGGCGGAGGUCCGGUCCAUCGUGGAGUUCGUCAAGAACCACGGGAACGUCAAGGCCUUCAUUAGCAUCCACAGCUAUUCCCAGCUGAUGAUGUACCCUUAUGGGUACAAGUGCAGCAACCCCAAGGAUUUUCAAGAGCUGGAUGAAGUCGUGAAAGCAGCUACCGGCGCCUUGACGUCCCUCUACGGCACCAAAUACAAAGUUGGGCCAAUUUGUUCCGUGAUCUACCAAGCCAGCGGGGGCAGCAUCGACUGGUCUUAUGACUACGGCAUCAAGUACUCCUUUGCCUUCGAGCUGCGAGACACGGGGCGGCACGGUUUCCUCUUGCCAGCCAAUCAGAUCGUCCCCACAGCGGAAGAGACUUGGCUGGCCCUGAAGACCACCAUGGCAUACUUGCGGGACCAGCCCUACUGAGAGGAGGAGGAGGAAGACGGGGGGCAGGCAGGGGAGGAAGGGAUCGUGGCCAACGAAACAAAGCCCUUGAGGCCGCCGGGUGACUUUGGGUUCAGUCACACUCUCUCCGUCUCACCUACCUCACAAGGUUGUUGUGAGGCUAAAACGGGGGUGUGGGGAGAAUGACGUAAGCCAUUUUGGUGACAAAAGGCCGUGUAGAAAUGAAUGGAUGAAUUAAUUAAAAAAAUCGAUGAAAUGCUGGACAGCAA